Acomys russatus (golden spiny mouse) is the source of this 488-nucleotide messenger RNA. It is a transcript of the gene Leap2, whose product is annotated as liver enriched antimicrobial peptide 2. The coding region runs from base 12 to 329 and encodes 105 amino acids. The record is from RefSeq and is a predicted model, not a curated record. The transcript is spliced from 3 exons. NCBI's taxonomy places the organism in Eukaryota, Metazoa, Chordata, Mammalia, Rodentia, Muridae. Gene Ontology annotation, biological process: defense response to bacterium; antimicrobial humoral immune response mediated by antimicrobial peptide.
AUCUGGCGACCAUGAGAAAGGCAGAGAGGUGUCAGUCUAUAAAAGGAACGAAGAACUGUCCCCUGCCUCUCAGGCUCCAACACCGUCCUUUUGCCAAGAUGGUACAGCUCAAGCUCUUUGCAGUGCUCCUGACUUGCCUGCUGCUGUUGGGUCAGGUCAAUGGCUCUCCAGUACCAGAGCUGAGUUCAGCAAAAAGAUCCCGGAGAAUGACCCCAUUUUGGAGAGGGGUUUCCCUCAGGCCCAUUGGCGCAUCAUGCUGGGAUGAUUCAGAGUGUAUCACUAGACUAUGCAGAAAAAGACGCUGUUCCCUAAGUGUGGCCCAGGAGUAAUGUUCAUACCACAUGGAAGGAUCACCUCCAACAGUGCUCUGUUCUACGGAAUAUUGGUUAACUACAUCUUGGCUGUAGACAUUUAAGUGAAGCAAUCUUGUGUUUUUAAUAUUUAAAGACAGGUACUUGCUUUAAACUGGCUUCCAUUUCUUAUUAGAA